AUGACCAUGACAUCCAAACAUACAAGCAGAGAGAAUUACAGCCAAUUUGCAUGCGUUGGCACAGGCUUCUCGGCAAUCUGUCUUGGCGCGACAUUGAAGCGUUGGUACGGCAUCAGUGAUAUCCAAUUCUUCGAGCGAUAUUCUGAGUUGGGCGGUACAUGGUUUACAAAUACAUACCCAGGUAUGCAUAAAUCCCAACAUUGAAGCAAAAUAAGUAUUGACUUUCAAUAGGCUGUGCUUGUGACGUUCCUGCUGCUCUCUAUAGCUACUCCUUUGAGCCCAAUCCAAAUUGGAGUCGGGUCUUACCAUCUCACGAUGAGCUCUGGCGAUAUCUUAACACGGUGGCAGAAAAGUAUGCGUUGCCUCCCAAAAUGGCCUUUGGGAUGAAUGUGGAGAAGUGUGAAUGGAUUGAGCAGCGCAAGAGAUGGCGCCUCACCGUGGGACAUCUCAAGACGAAUAGCGUGUUCUUCUACGAAUGCCAGUUUCUCUUUGCCGGGACAGGCCGACUUGUUCAACCUCGCGAGCUUGGAGUUCCGGGUGUUGAUAAAUUCCAGUGGUCUAUCUUUCACUCUUCGAAAUGGCCUAGAAAUCUUGACUUGGAUGGCAAAAAUGUCGUCGUGUUUGGGAACAGCUGUACUGCAGCGCAGAUUAUACCUUCCAUUACGCCUAAGUCAAAGCAUGUCACGCAGAUCGCACGAUCGAACCACUGGAUUCUACCACCCAUUGACAACGCCAAUGCAGCGCUUGUUCGGAACAUCUUCAAAUAUGUCCCAGGAACCAUGGCUCUGCAACGGCUCAUAAUGUUUCUGGUUGCGGAGAACGAACUCAGAGGGUUUCCCAUGACUCGAUCAGCAGCCAACUUUCGCCAUCGCCGCCGUGUCCAAGCGGAAAAGUACAUGAGAGAUACAGCACCAGCCAAGUAUCAUGACAUGCUGAUCCCAACGACUGAGGUUGGGUGCAAGCGGAGAAUUCUUGACUCUGGGUAUCUUGAAAGUCUACACUCUGAGAAUCUUACGUUGACGAACAAAACUGCUGUGGAGAUUUUAGCCAAUGGCGUUCAGAUGGACGAUAGCUUCAUUGAGGCGGAUGUUAUCGUCUUAGCUAACGGUUACAUCACCAAUACCUUUCUGGGAGGUAUCGACGUUAUUGGUCGAAACGGCUCGCUUAAAGCGCAUUGGAAGACAUACGGCGGUGCUGAAGCAUACAAUUGCUCCUCGAUGAGCGGGUUUCCUAACUUCUUCAUGAUUUUAGGUAGGUUUCUUUUGUGAACAGCGUGUAUUGACUUGUCCUCUAACCUUCUCCAGGACCGAACGCCGCCACUGGGCACACCUCUGCCAUCUUGGCUGCCGAGAAUAGCGUCAACUUUGCAUUGCGUAUCAUCAAGCCAAUUCUGUAUCAGGAAAGGGGCGUCGUGGACCUAGAUUCGAACGCUGAAGGCCGCUAUGUCGAGCGAAUCCAGCAUGAUCUUUCCAAGAGGGUUUGGAACUCGGGUUGCCAGAGUUGGUACAUUGAGACCAGUCCAGGAAAGGGCAAGACAUGGAAUGCAAUGAACUAUCCAUACUCUCAAACACAUUUCUGGUAUCGUAGUCUGUUCCCGACGUGGAGUGA
Messenger RNA from Clonostachys rhizophaga, 1608 nucleotides. Lineage: Eukaryota; Fungi; Ascomycota; Sordariomycetes; Hypocreales; Bionectriaceae. The record is from the annotation of a GenBank genome assembly.